This is a messenger RNA of Odontomachus brunneus, 1571 nucleotides long. RefSeq names its product ribokinase-like. The transcript is spliced from 8 exons. The record is from RefSeq and is a predicted model, not a curated record. Lineage: Eukaryota; Metazoa; Arthropoda; Insecta; Hymenoptera; Formicidae. Bases 496 to 1425 code for a protein of 309 amino acids. Gene Ontology annotation, molecular function: ribokinase activity. Gene Ontology annotation, biological process: D-ribose metabolic process.
GUUUUUCAUGACGAUAUAUUUGAAAAUGUUUCCUGCGCACUUACAGCUGUGAAAAACCUGUUUUUUGUGUAACUUGCAGUGAUCGUCGAGUAAAUUCUUCCUUCCCAAUGCAAGGUGUAAGAACAGCUUUGACAAACUGAUCCCCUGUGUAACUCUGUCUCUAUGUAAUAAACGUAAAAAGUAACCCGUUCCCUUCAAGUCGCAAUAAACAAACGUCCAACGUUCGCACGGCAUGUAUAGGUUACGAAAGAGAAAGUUGCGAACAGAGAAAUAAUACUCCGACUAAUAGCGUCUUCCGAAUUGGCUGGUUCUUUGAGCAACAGACGACGAUAACGCGAUUUGCUUACUUCUCUAUGUAUAUGUGCAUCUUGUUAUUCUGAUGUUAGCGGUUGAAUUCAUAUUCUUGCGUAAUAAUCGCUGUUACAAUAUCGCCUGAGGACGUACGAUUGAUAGUCUUGCAGUUUGUUAGGUGAUUGUAAAGAGAUCAAUUGCGAGAUGACUCCAAGGAUAGUUGUUGUCGGUUCGUGCAUGAUUGACUUUACUUGUUUCUCUCAACGUUUGCCUAAGCCUGGUGAGACAAUAAUUGGGACUAGAUUUGAACAGAAAUACGGUGGUAAAGGUGCCAACCAGUGUAUAGCGGCUGCCAAACUUGGUGCAUCUACAGCACUUGUAGCCUCAUUAGGUUCUGACACAUUCGCUCAAGAGUACUUAAAGAUUUUGAAAAGGGAAAAUGUAGACACGUCUCAUGUCAAGAUAGAAAAAGAUAAGCAUAGCGGUAUUGCUCACAUUACUGUUGCUGAGAAUGGCGAGAACAGUAUCGUUAUCGUGUUAGGCGCAAACGAAUCGUUAACGCCGGAAUACGUGGACUCUGCCACUAACCUGAUAAAAAAUGCCAGCGUUUUGUUAUGCCAGUUUGAGACUACGUUGGAGACUACGUUGCACGCGUUAAAGUUACACCGUGGCCAUGGACUGUCGAUUGUCAACGGGGCGCCCGCGAUAGAGAGCGUCGAUCCGAAAAUCCUGCAAUUGUGCGAUAUUUUCUGCGUCAACGAGACGGAGGCGGAAGUCAUGACGGGCAUUGGACCCGUUAACUUGUCAAAUGUACAGCAAGUCGCGGACAAGUUCCUGGCCAAGGGAUGUCGCGCGAUUAUGCUGACUCUCGGGCCGCUCGGGGCUGCCUACGCGUCGAGAACGAGCAGGAAUGUCACGCGGAUUCCCACUGUUGCGGUUCAAGCCGUAGACACCACUGGUGCCGGGGAUGCGUUUCUGGGUGCGCUCGCAUAUUUCAAGGCGUAUCAUCCGCAGCUAUCGGUGGACGAAUGCAUCAGGAGAGCCUGCGCGGUCGCCACGCAUUCCGUCCUUAAAUUCGGCACACACGCGAGUUUUCCCACAAGAGACGAUCUUCCAACGGACCUGUUCGUGUAAAUAAAACGGGUAAUUACAAGGCUUCGUCUGACGAUAUUAUCUUAUCUUCUUGUUGCAUUUGAAGCCUGGUUUAUGUGUAUGCGGGGUUUCCCCAAAUCGUUCCGCAUAUUUUACGAAUAAAUCGACGCAACUUUCGCGCAAAAAGA